CCCAUGAUCCCCUACGGAGAAAAACAAACGCGCUAGUUGACAUUCGAAUUUGGUCUUUCUCUGAUUUCCGAGAUGCUUGUUUUCUUUCAUAUUUGCUUUGCUAUCCUCAUAGACCUAAUUGACCAUUUUGUGCCUCGAAGUAGAGAAAAAAUCUGUACGUUGGAUGAAUCAAAAAUACUUGAGCCGCUAGAGGAAGUCGAUUGUCCAGAUGGCGGGGAUAAUGGUGUUCACGUGGAUGGGGUGAAAGAUGAUAUCGUGCAAAAGUGUGUUGCACAAGAUAAUCUAGUAGUAUUCAUCAAGACUACCAGCCUAGAGAACACAGAAAUAUCUUAUUCUUUAAACUCUGAAAUAGGCACAUCUGGUGUGCAUUUAACAGAAGGCAGCUCUGAUACUCAAGGGGAUAAUUUGAGUGUCAGUGGAGAGAGCUGGGAUGAGAAUUGUGAUAUUGAACAAAAUAAUCAUAAGGUCUCCUGUAUGACAGCAAAUGGCAAUGCCCAACCAGAAGAUUUAUCAGAGGAUACACUAGUACCAGCCAGCACUGACAUCUCCUCAUACCGUGACUGGCUAGAAGAAUUGGAAUCUCUUUACUUCUCAAAUCUAAUUGAUGACUUGAAGCAGUUCCUUCAUAGAUCCUUUAGUUCAGUGGAUGACCCUUUUGACUUUGUACUUUACAUGUUGCGCUUCUCUGACUAUGAUAUAUACACUGGCAAGAAAUCCAUAGCCCAUUUGACUCUGGUUGAAUUUGAGUCCUGGCUUCAAGAUGAAUUAGAUAAUAGGACAUCAGAGGAGCUUACAGGACUUAUUAGGGUACCAACCAAGCAACAUAAGGACAAUGCCCUUGAGUUGGUGGUUACAACAAAACUGCUACUAUUUGAACCAGUACGUAGAGCCUUCCAACUUGAUACAAAGGAUAACAGCUUUUUAGAGGAGCAUGUUCGGUUCUUACUACAUUCUGGGAGACGAUAUAAAGAGGCUGCAAAUAUUGCAACCAAGUUGAGUCUUCAAACUUGUUUUGAACCAAAAGAGAUUUUACUGCCUCUCCUGAUUCUUGACAAGCUCCAGCUAGCUGAAAGUUAUGUCGAUAGUUGCCCAUGGCAACAGAAGGCAUAUGUUGCCAUGCUUGACAAGUUAUGUGGGAAGUCAGAUGAGGAACUGCAGAAAAUAGUGGAUGAUGCAAAUAUUCACCCCAAGCCCAGGGAACAUAAGCUAAGAAACAAAAUUCUGGUGAAAGUAGCAGAUAGGCUUGUCAAACGAUAUCGCCUCAGUGGAGAGGACUUUCCAAACAUUUACAAGGAGAGAAACUUGAGUGGGUUGUAUUACCUUCUGCAUAAGAAAUACCAAGAUGAAAACUCUAACAAGAAGUGGGACAACCUGAUUGAGACCUCUAUAGGAAAUAAGGUGUGGCUGCAAGAGAGGCUAAUUGAAGGUCUACUGGAGUUUAAUGACUUGGAUGAAGCCAUCAGAUGGACACAUUUUUAUGGCCUUCCAUUGGAUAGAGUCCCUUCCCCGGUCAGCCAAGCUAUAGAGGAUUGUGAAGCAGCCAAUAGUCAGUCCUCUUCUACAGAUUGGGAUGAUCCCCUUGAUCAUUCGCCUGAGCCAUUAAAAAGCACAGCAUUUGUGGACAUGUCACCAACUCCAAAAGCUCACAGCCUGGCACUCCCUCCAGAACGUGUCUUCCUUGUUGAUGAUGAGUGCAGCUUACAGGACUGUCUCGCUGUCUUAAGCAAGGGUGGCCCAACUAUAGGGUUUGAUGCUGAAUGGAGGCCCACAAUGUGCAGAGCUGAAAGUGAUGACAAGCUGGCCAUCAUUCAGCUUGCAACGUGGAAUGAGGUUUUUAUCUUGGAUAUGAUUGCACUCAAGACAAAUGUGAGCAGUGAACAACUAACUGAAUUUGCCUUUGCUGUAUUUGCAAAUCCACGGGUUCUAAAGUUAGGUUAUGGUGUGGAGACUGAUUUCAAAGUCAUGCUAUCUUCUUGCCCUCCAUUUAAAGAAGCACUGAACAAGGUCAAGCGCUUUGUGGAUCUGUGCCAUCUUAGCAAAGAGGUUAUGUGGUUACCGCAAGUAAAGAAAAGACUUCAGGAACAGAAAAUCCUUGGUCGCUAUGAAAUGGAGCGUGGACUGAGUGAAUUGGUGCUCCAGUGUGUAGGCUUACCAUUAGACAAGACUUGCCAAGUGUCGGACUGGGAAAGAAGGCCGCUGUCCCAAGAACAAUUGACAUACGCAGCUCUGGAUGCAUACUGCCUGCUGGAAGUCUAUCACGUGUUAUGUGCGUGGGUGAAGGAGAGCGGAUCAUAUGUUGACAUGGAGCCAAAGUUGUAUCUUCCUUCUGUCUGGCCGGAGCAAAAAAAGAGCAGACAAGCAGCUCGGCGGAAGAUCCCCAAGCCUGGAUCAAUUGGCGAUCAGCUAUCUAAACCUGCAAGAGAAGGUGACUCUAUUCCAGCUCCUUCUCUGUCAGUAGUGGCCGACACAAUGUUGCAGGGACUGGGGCGACAGCUGAGAUGUUGUGGUGUUGAUGUGAUCAUCAUGGAGAAUGGAAGCAGUCAUGAUGCCGCAGCUAAGAUCGCUCGAGAUCAGCGGAGAAUACUCCUGACAAGUGGCACGCCUUACCACAGGUUGCGCUCACGAGUGCCUGAAGGCAUGUGCAUGUGUGUACCCGCCGGUAACCCUAGGCAACAGGUCGCUGCUGUGUUCCAUCACUUCAACGUGCGAGUCACCGUCAAAGAUAUUUUCAGUCGUUGCCAGAUAUGUAAUGGUAAUCAGUACGCCAAAGUAUUACCCGAGCACAUGCGGACAGCGUACGAAAUCUACAAGGGGCGGCUGCGACUACCGUCUAGCUUUCAGCCUCCUGCGGACUGUCCUAUCGAUCUGAUCACGCUCCGGGUUGGGCGUGGUGUCCAGCUAAAAAUGGGAAUCCUCCCUGACGGGAUCUGGGAUAACGAACGCAUUGAACUUUUCUACUGUUGCGUCACUUGUGGCAAGAUCUUUUGGGAAGGCAAGCACUUUGAGAGAGUCAUCGCCCAAUUCGCUCAUGUCUUAGAUUCUGGGUCCACUGAAAACAUUUACAGAACCUUGGGAGAAAAGAGCAGUUAAUCACAACCAGAAAGUUGGAUAUGAAGAGAAAAUAGACCCUUAAUUGUUGACCAAUUCUAGGAAUGGUCUCUAGUCGCUAGAAAUAUCAGGAUCUGCCAUUGUAUGGAUGAUUUGUUGAAAGAUAGAAUAACAGAA
Nematostella vectensis (starlet sea anemone) is the source of this 3225-nucleotide messenger RNA. Its product is annotated as exonuclease mut-7 homolog. The transcript has 20 exons. NCBI's taxonomy places the organism in Eukaryota, Metazoa, Cnidaria, Anthozoa, Actiniaria, Edwardsiidae. Gene Ontology annotation, molecular function: 3'-5' exonuclease activity; nucleic acid binding. The coding region runs from base 73 to 3090 and encodes 1005 amino acids. Gene Ontology annotation, biological process: nucleobase-containing compound metabolic process. The record is from RefSeq and is a predicted model, not a curated record.